This is a messenger RNA of Amoebophrya sp. A120, 278 nucleotides long. The record is from the annotation of a GenBank genome assembly. Lineage: Eukaryota; Dinophyceae; Syndiniales; Amoebophryaceae.
UGAACGCAACUGGUCCGGACGCUUGAUUGGGCCACACACCGAAGAUGCUCCUCCCGGGACAACCGGAGGUCGUGGGAAUGCCGAACCAACCACCGAGAACCAGGACGCGAAACUGCAGCCAGAAAAACACGGCAGCGCUCCGACAAGUUCGACGCCGAAGCCCGCAUCUUCGUGUACGCUGGACGUGUUCACAGUCGCCAAAAACUACUACGUCCGCCGGAAGAAGCGACGCUUCAUUCCUGCGACGCAGGCUUUUGCGGAGAGCGGUCAAGAAGCCU